GUCAAAGCACAAUAAAACAUCCAAUGGAGCGGCUCACGUGUAUGUGGUAAACGACAGCGAACUGAGCGGUUAUCCGUUGGUAGAGGCAAUGCCCCCCCCCCCCCCCAAAAAAAAAACAAUGGUAGAGUGAUACAUUUGUUAGUACUCUAUGGUUAUGAGCUAAACCUUGGUAGAGGUUCUACCGGAAGUGAGUUUCUAACUGACGCUAGCGAAUCCAAGGUGUUUAGGGCAUGUCCUCUUUUCAUGCAACGUUCAAAAUAAGUCAUGAAAAUUAACCGUUUCACUCGCCUUUUAAUAAGACUUUCGAGCAUGUUUUGGAAUACGCAUGCGCUUGUAGGGUCGCGGGACAUACCUACUCGUAAAAGGAGACAAUUUGGACAUCAGUAGCAUCAGAUAUCUGGAGCUUCCUUCUCGUAAAUGUUCAUGUAUUGUAACCUACCAGAGAUACUCCCAGAAAACCAUUUCAUCAGUUCUCUCGUUCUAAUCAGUGUGCGAUAGAUUGCAUGUGAACCGCUUUAAAUUUAAGCCGUCAGAACAAUGUGAAUACGAACACAUUCGCAAAAUGCAUACCUAUUGAUAGCACCUUUCUGCGGCGAAGUGCCUUAUCUCCACAACCGGUAUAGCUUUCAGCCUUCGUGUCGAGCAGUGGAUAGGCACUUUCCACCAGUCCUCCACUUCUAACAGAAUCGAUCACUGGCAACUUCUGGCCACAGAAAUUUCGCGCCCGCCGUCCAUUGGCCAACUCACCCACGGUAGGCGGAGCCUAUUUCUCCACCCCACAGCCAACAGCGGCCGAGCGGCCGUGGUUCGUCGGCAGCCGUAUGCCCUUGUUGCAUGCGAGUCGGCCUGGCCUGCGUGUGACAGGGUGAUUACUGGCCGACAAGAGGAGGGCCCGGGAAUAUGGAGUCUGUCAGCGGCAGGCCUCUCUGUCGAGAAAUAGCGCCCACCGCCGGCGGCAAGCCACCGUCCGCGAAAAAACCGUCAGCCAUUUGCGCAGCGCCGGCAUCGGGGACCAUCAGAAGCAGGGGCCGGGUGUCACAGACAAGCACUCGAGAGCGGCGGCGGCGGCGGCCGGGCGAGCGCGGUUCAAUUUGUCGGCGCUCCGUCAGCUCGUUUUGACACGACCGCUGUAGGCGCUGGUGACGAUGGCGGGCUACGGGUGCGGGCCCAGUGCCGAGGCGGCGGCCGGCCGCGCAGGAUUCGGGCCCGGCCCCGUGCACCAGAUGCCAGUCAUGCCCACCUACGAGCAAACCGGCGGCAAGGAGCAGCCCUCCUCCUGCGCAUUCUCCCGCUGCCCGACGCUCGGAGUGGCGCCUCUAGGCGUGGAGGACCGGCAGUACGAGUCUCUGGACGACCUAUACUUCCCUGGCAGUCCGUACCGCGUCCAGAGGCACGCGGCCAACAUCAGAGAAAGGAAACGCAUGCUCAGUAACUCGUGUUCCAGCAUCAACUCGGCAUUCGAGGAGCUGCGCGUGCACGUGCCCACAUUUCCGUACGAGAAGCGGCUGAGCAAGAUCGACACUUUGCGGCUGGCGAUCGCGUACAUCGCCCUGCUGAGGGAGGUACUGGAGAGCGACCUGGACCCGGUCACCUACAUCGACCGGUGUCUGAGGGGCGAGAUACGCACCGAGGGCAGUCUCGAGUGGAACACCUCAGAUCUGACGGCUCGCCUUUCCUGGAUCAACUGGGAAAACCUCGGUGUGAACCCCGCCCGCCGCAAUCUGCUCAACUCGUUCUCCGUCAGCCAAGAUCCCAGUGCAGCCGAGCGCAUCUGAGCCGUAAAACUAGCGAAUGAAUACCUACCGUCAACGAUGCAAGACUCGCUAGAUCCGCUCUGCAAAUCACCAGAAACCAAAUCUCUAAUAGGAGUCGGUCAUGACACUGAAUGUGCUUAGGGCCGACCAGGUUUGAUCAAACCAGAUACUAUCAGACUCACAUGGUCGCGGCUUGAUCAUACUGCGCACCGGUCUGAUACUGAAACCACGGAAUAUAGUUUACGACACUGCAGUGUCGUAAACUAUACGACAGUGCACUGUCGUAGACUAUAUUACGUUCUCAGACUCACGUCAGGUCGCAAGUCAGAAAACGUUUGAAUUGUGUAGCUGAAAAUUGCUUGCGCAGCGCGGAGCCAGACGACUUUCUUGUCGUUUCCUAGUCACCCCAUCACCUGACUCUUUACCUACUCUGUGUAACGUACCGCAUGCUCUUUGUCUGUAGCGGUAUAAUGCAAGUCAGAGAAGAGACCCCGAAAGGCUUUGAUCUCGUAAUUGCAUCGUUCGAGCAGCAUCUUAUUUGAGAGUGCGUGCUAAUGUGCCAAAAGUGCAGACGGUUUGUUAAGCCGUAACUGCCUAAAAAGUCAUUUUCACACGAGCUGGAUCUGUAGAGACUCGGGGUGCGUUUAUCCUCUAUCCAUACCAGUUCGGUUAAUACAAAUCUGUGCAAUUUAUGUGCUCCCAGCACUGAAGGCUCUGGCCUAUUUAUUUGUACAUUGUCAGGUGUUCUUGUGGCUGCUUCUGUGUAUUGAUUGAAUAUUGAAGGACUAUUGAAUUGCAGAGAGGAACUUAAGUUUGCAAUAUAGUAGGCGCUGCAGGUUAGUUUUAGUCAUCAUUGUCUAUGUCCGAAUAUUGCACCUGACAUUGCCCGUAUGAUAGACAUUAUGUCGUGUUUGUAUAAGGAUGAUAUCAAUAAAAACAUAUAUGAUCAUUGGUUUC
This is a messenger RNA of Amphibalanus amphitrite, 2711 nucleotides long. Its product is annotated as helix-loop-helix protein 13-like. The transcript is spliced from 4 exons. Gene Ontology annotation, molecular function: RNA polymerase II transcription regulatory region sequence-specific DNA binding; DNA-binding transcription factor activity, RNA polymerase II-specific; protein dimerization activity. The record is from RefSeq and is a predicted model, not a curated record. Bases 1146 to 1775 code for a protein of 209 amino acids. Gene Ontology annotation, biological process: regulation of transcription by RNA polymerase II; developmental process. Lineage: Eukaryota; Metazoa; Arthropoda; Thecostraca; Balanomorpha; Balanidae.